Molecule: messenger RNA, 1683 nt
Organism: Klebsormidium nitens
Lineage: Eukaryota; Viridiplantae; Streptophyta; Klebsormidiophyceae; Klebsormidiales; Klebsormidiaceae
Source: the annotation of a GenBank genome assembly
CCUGCUUUCUUCGAGUUGCUUUUGAAAUUACAACCAAUACAAUCAAGGGCGCCAGCUAAACUUUCCACAAUGGCGCAUUCCGUCUGCCGACUCCCAGUCACCCAGCUCUCCCACAAUGUCCUUGUCUCUUCCUUUGAGAAAGCCGGAAGUACUCAGCCCUCAAGGCCAUCUCAACCCUCAUUUUGCGGCAGCUUGCAAAAUAGUGCGGCCCCUUGGGGCAUUGGUUUGCACAGGAGAGCAGGUAGUUUCUCCCUGCAUGCAGUUGGUUCAGAGCAACAAUCUGUGUCUCAAGAAGACAAGCAACAGGAGACCCCGCCGCCGUCACGACCUCUGCAAUAUGGGUCCCGGCUAGAGCGUCUUAUGCCUGAGAAGGACAUCUUGCAAAAGGCGGAAGAGGAGAUGAGUGAGAAGUGCACGACACUUGAAGGCGACGAAGCGUACAACUGCUGGCAAACAGUCUUUGAGUUUGAGGAUGACAAGGCCACAGCACAGAGAGAGUGCAUACUCGCAGCCCCCGGGGAAAAGCAGCAGGCGUGCGGCCCCCUCGAGAGCCUCCAGACCCUCGUCCGCGAGGGGUCCGCCCAGGGCGUGUCCGCCGUCCUCGCAAACAUCCGAGCGGCCUCGCAGAGCAAAAAGGCGCGCCGCGCAUCAGAUGCCAAAAAGGCUGCAGCGGCAGUGGAAAGCAAGCCGACUCUAGCGAAGGGGAAGGCGAGGAAGACGGAAGCCGAUAGGGCCGAGUUUGAGGUUCCGGGGGGGAGGACGGCAGCGGCGAUGGCGGGGAUUGAAGACCCCCGGAGCGAAGCGAGCUCAGAGGAGUGGGAGAACCAGGCGGCGGAGGCGGCGGCGGAGGGCAUGGAGGACCGGCUACGCAGGGCGUCCGCUGACGAGGAUGAUGACGAUGACAAUGACGACCUCUCUGCUGUGAGACGGGCCCUCAAAAAGCGGGGCUUGUCUGGUACGUGGCUACAUGGAGAGAACGUCUGAAACAGUCUAAUUAGUUGUGUAUAAAUCAUGAGUCCUUGACACUGCCGUGAAGUACAUACGGAGACAGUGCUCAUCUGAGAGGUGGUAAUUCAGCAGGGUUUGUACAUUUGUGUAGUUCAUCUUGGGAGAUUGUAGAUAAUUGAUAACAGUGCAACUGCGGCCUAGAAAAUCUAGUUUGCAAGCGACCCUCCACGCCUGCUUUUAGAGUCUGGAUGAGCUGCAUCAUGUACAGGUUGUGUAAGUUGUGUAGAGUCCGGAAGGAGAGUUCACACAGUUGAAGUCAGCAAGCCGUGCAGUGAAAACGUGCCAACUGAGCGGCUGCUGUGGAAGACGCACCGACCAAGCCGGACGAUAACAUGCGUUUGGUCUUGAGGAACAGGGUUGCUUAGACGAGUGUGUCGGUGGCGAACUUGAACUCUAUUUCAGUUUUGAACUAGGCUAGCUAGAAACUAAACCCAAAAGGUAGGCAGGUUUGUUCACUGAUACGUGUACGGUGUUUUGUACGUUGUUUUGUACGUGGUCAGUUGCUUUCUUGGAUCUGUGGAGAGUAAGUGCCUCAAGUGUGCUUCGUGGAUCUGAUUGGGCAUGUCAGAGCAGACGUACGAAGGUAAAGCAGUCUGGUUCAGAUUCUGCAAUGUUGUGACGCGGGCAGCCCAACCUCAGCCCGCGUGUGGAGUAGAAAUUUCUGACAGUUGCCGC